AUGUCCGUGUCUACAGAGAUCCUGAUCCACUUGUCGGCGUAUCUAGCGCUGUUUGUGUUCGCGAUGUACGUGGAUCAGUGGGUGGAGUGUUUCAGCGACUUCCGAAGGAAUCAAAUGGUCGCCUACGGGGAAGCGGUUGACAUGAAGUUGCUGCGCUUUCGCCAGCGGUUCGGCAAACGGCGGCGCGACUCGGAGCUGGAUACUGCCGAGAGCGAUGACAACCUUCCACUGUUGGUUCUGCAAUCGCCUGCACCGACGUCGUCGCCGGUGUUUACUUUC
This is a messenger RNA of Phytophthora sojae, 279 nucleotides long. RefSeq lists its product as hypothetical. The record is from RefSeq and is a predicted model, not a curated record. The annotation marks the transcript as partial. NCBI's taxonomy places the organism in Eukaryota, Oomycota, Peronosporomycetes, Peronosporales, Peronosporaceae. The transcript has a single exon.